GUCUUUUGAACUGCAUUCGAGGCAAUUAGAGGCUGGGAUUAAAAAAACACCUAACACCAGCAUCCUCAGCAGCGAGGGUUAUUAUCCUGGUUGGCUGGGGCAUGCAGCUGUGGUGAGGCCAGGUUGUCCCACUGUGCACAUCUCCCUGCUCUUCGCAGUCAGGUCCAGCAGGGAGGCACAGCAGCAGUAAUGGCAGCCCUGAGGUGGCUUUUCUGGGCUGGGCUGGGAUGCCUGACCUGCUGCUGUCCCGCACAGGCACAGUUUCCCCGUGCCUGCAUGACGGUGGAAGCCCUUCGCCUGAAACGCUGCUGCCCGGCCCUGGGGACAGAGCCAGGCAAUAUCUGCGGGUCCCUGCAGGGCAGGGGACGGUGUGAGGGGGUGCAGACAGACACUCAGCCCUGGAGUGGCCCCUACACUCUCCAAAAUGUGGAUGACCGUGAGCGGUGGCCCCUCAAGUUCUUCAAUCACAGCUGUCGCUGCGCAGGAAACUUUGGUGGGUACAACUGUGGUGAAUGCAAGUUUGGCUGGACUGGCCCCGAAUGCAACAGGAGGAAGCCAGCAGUUGUCAGGAAGGACAUCCACUCCCUGACAGCAGAGGAGAGAGAGCAGUUCUUUGAUGCUCUAGACCGUGCCAAGACAACCAUUCACCCGGACUAUGUCAUUGCAACUCAGCACUGGAGAAGUCUGCUUGGUCCAAGCGGACAGGAACCACAGAUUGCCAACUGCAGUAUCUAUAACUACUUUGUUUGGCUUCAUUACUACUCAGUCAGAGACACACUCUUGGGUCCUGGCCGCCCCUUCAAAGGCAUUGAUUUCUCCCACCAAGGGCCUGCCUUCGUUACUUGGCAUAGGUACCACUUGCUGUGGCUGGAGAGAGAAUUGCAGCGCUUGACGGGCAACGAGUCCUUUGCGCUGCCAUACUGGAACUUCGCCACGGGCAGGAACGAGUGUGACAUCUGCACGGACCAGCUCUUUGGGGCAUCGCGGCCCGACGACCCGGGCCUGAUCAACCUGAGCUCCAGGUUCUCCCGGUGGCAAGUAGUUUGUAACAGUUUGGAUGACUACAACCGCCUGGUCACGCUGUGCAAUGGCACUGAUGAGGGGCCGCUGCGGCGGAGGCCGCCCCGCGGCUCCAGCGAGCAGCUACCCACCGUGGAAGAUGUCAGGAGGUGCCUUUCCCUGCAGGAGUUCGACAGACCCCCCUUUUUCCGCAAUUCCAGUUUCAGUUUCAGGAAUGCGCUGGAGGGCUUUGAUAAACCAGAUGGAGCCCUUGACUCGCCGAUGCUGAGCCUUCAUAAUCUGGUUCACUCUUUCCUGAAUGGGACCAGUGCUCUCCCUCACGCAGCUGCCAAUGAUCCCAUCUUUGUGGUUCUUCACUCCUUUACUGAUGCCAUCUUUGAUGAGUGGAUGAAGCGUUUCAAGCCCCCUGACAACGCUUGGCCCGAGGAGCUGGCCCCCAUCGGGCACAACCGGCUGUAUAACAUGGUCCCCUUUUUCCCCCCGGUGACCAACGACGAGCUCUUCCAGACUGCGGAGCAGCUCGGCUACACCUAUGCCAUCGACCUGCCAGGUUCCCUUGAUGAAACCCAAGCAUGGGCUGUCAUGGUUGGAUCCACAAUUGGAGGAGCACUUAUAGCUCUGGCCGUGCUUGUUCUGCUGCUUGUACUUUUCCAGCACCGAAGGCACAGAAGAGGUUUUGAGCCCCUGAUGAAUGUGAGCUUCAGCCCCAAGAAGUACAUGGGAGAGGCCUAGUGCCUUCACUUUCUUUGCUUGCUCUUGUAGGAAGUGACCUUGAUUGCCUUACUGGUAUCUUAGCUGAGACUUUAUCAUGCACUCCUUUGACAGCU
Onychostruthus taczanowskii (white-rumped snowfinch) is the source of this 1847-nucleotide messenger RNA. RefSeq names its product dopachrome tautomerase (gene DCT). Gene Ontology annotation, biological process: developmental pigmentation; melanin biosynthetic process from tyrosine; positive regulation of neuroblast proliferation. The transcript is spliced from 8 exons. Lineage: Eukaryota; Metazoa; Chordata; Aves; Passeriformes; Passeridae. The record is from RefSeq and is a predicted model, not a curated record. Gene Ontology annotation, molecular function: dopachrome isomerase activity; oxidoreductase activity. The coding region runs from base 190 to 1752 and encodes 520 amino acids. Gene Ontology annotation, cellular component: melanosome.